AUGGACUUGAGAUCGAGUGACCAAUUGGGCAGAACCAAAGACCGACUCAGCCUUUACCAACAACAGCUGCUUCCACCACCAGCAUCCUCCACCGCUGUCAACAACUCCAUUGCUACAAGCACAUCAGCUACAAUGUCUCGCGACCCUAUUACUUGCCACGUCCUAAAUACUCUGUCGGGUACUCCGGCGGCGAACCUCCCGGUGACGCUGACUCUCUUGUCAGCCCCUUCAAGCAGUCAAAGCCCCGUCACUUUCACCGCAACCACCGACGCUGAUGGUCGUGUCAAAAACUGGACGCCUGCGACGAAUUGCCCCGCCCCUGUUCCUGCUAUCCUUUCAUCCCUCCCGGCAGCUGACAGCAAGACGCACUGGUCCGUGCGAUUCGAGGUUGGACCAUGGUAUGAAGCGCAAGGAGUCGAAAGUUUCUGGCCUGAGGUGGAGGUGAAGUUCACGGUGAAGGGACGCGGCCGAGAAGGGGAGGAGGGAUGGCGGCACUAUCAUGUGCCGGUACUCUUGGGGCCUUGGAACUACUCAACUUAUCGCGGAUCGUGA
This is a messenger RNA of Aspergillus nomiae NRRL 13137, 552 nucleotides long. RefSeq names its product hydroxyisourate hydrolase. The transcript has a single exon. Gene Ontology annotation, biological process: purine nucleobase metabolic process. The record is from RefSeq and is a predicted model, not a curated record. The coding region runs from base 1 to 552 and encodes 183 amino acids. NCBI's taxonomy places the organism in Eukaryota, Fungi, Ascomycota, Eurotiomycetes, Eurotiales, Aspergillaceae. Gene Ontology annotation, molecular function: hydroxyisourate hydrolase activity.